Molecule: messenger RNA, 1888 nt
Organism: Haliotis rubra (blacklip abalone)
Lineage: Eukaryota; Metazoa; Mollusca; Gastropoda; Lepetellida; Haliotidae
Product: PHD finger protein 24-like
Exons: 8
Coding region: 516-1610 (364 amino acids)
Molecular function (GO): calcium ion binding
Source: RefSeq, a predicted model, not a curated record
UCAUCAAUCAGUAAUGGUAGGGACUCUGCGGAAUGGUGUUCUCGCGCUCCGUGGACAUAGGAUCCCGUGAAGAAGCGAGCCCUAUAACCAGCAGCUACCCUGCGUGGAGUAGAAAUAAUAACGCUUCUAUUAUAAGCAUGCGUGAUCGGUUAAUUGGGAACUGACAGUCUUAGGGUAUAGUUGGAGCGGCUGAUCUUACCGGUCAGGUAAGGAGCUGAGAGGUUUUCUUCUGUUCGUGAUAGAUUGACGGCGUGGCAGCAAGAAACUGCACUGAAGGUCUAAGAAACUGGGCUCAGUAUUAACCUGACGUUGGAAUAUUGAUAAAAAGGUCCAUGGCGCCUUCAGUUAAAUUGUCUUGUCAAAUCUGGAGAAGUUGAUCAGAGAGGACAUUGGUCAUUUUAACUUUAAACAUCCAGGUAAGAAAUCCUGGAUGAACGUCAUCACUAGGAACAUAACUUGAGGAUCUGAACGCCCUGGGGAGAGUCUCCACGUUAACAAAGAAACAGAGUGUAGGAAUGGGCAGCGGGGCAUCAACUGAGGGCAAGGGCCCGGAAGCCAGGAAAAGACGCUACAAGAAUGCUGUGCUGGUGAUCGGGACCUUCUCCAAACACACGAACCAGGCUAGGAAGCAGCAGAAGCGGCUUGAGCUCAUUAUGCACAUCGAGAGGAUAAAGAUGGAGAACAAUGCCGACUACGAGGAGGCUGUCAGGGGUAACGCAGAUCCCCACAGGUUCCGGCAGAGGUCUGCAACUUCGCGGAAAGACGCUGAUAUCCCAGACAGCUUUGUACCGGAUACUGACAAGCCCACGUGGGAAGCGUACUAUUCUGACCCGAAGUGUUGGUUGUGCCGGAAAGUGGCCGAUGAUGACGCCCACCCGUGUCGGGUGUGUACCCGGAUCUUCCACCAGGAGUGCCUCGAACAGUGUGGAGAGUGCCGCAAGGUUGACGCCCUGCUCACAAAGAAGUCGAGGACCAACAUCGGCUGGAGCUGCUAUAUCUGUAGUAACCUCAGUGUGUUGCUGAAUGAUACAGAACUGGAGGAAUUGAUCGAAUCCUUCGAGAACUACGACAAAGAUAAAGAUGGCUACGUGUCGUGGGAGGAGUUCAGCGAAGCUAAAGGUCACCUUUUGGAGCAGCGUGAGGAACGUCAGGUGACGGAGUUCGACACACGGUUGAUGAAGGUGGACUUCCAGGUGGCUGACGUGGACAGCGACGGCAGGCUGGACUGGUGGGAGUUCCUCAACCACGAGGCAAAGAAACUGCUGGCCAAGAGGGACAGGGUACGGGAGUUGGUGGACUUGCUGACGGAGAAGGAGUUGCUGGUGGCUAAGGCGCUGUUCCGGACGCUGGACAAGAACGGAGAUGGAACCGUGACGGAGCUGGAGGCCCGAGAAGCCUUCAGACAUUGGUACAGACACUUCGAGGAUGAGGAGAUGGAACGGCGUCUGGGGCGUGAAAGUUCGAACCUGGAGUUACACGUCAACCUCAACACGAAGUUGAUCAUGCACGUGGACAGCUGCGACCGAGAGGUUCUAACAUGGGCAUCAUAUCUGAUGGAACAGGGCCUCUACCUGCUGUGCAACAGACCCAAUAUUACUUUCAGCAAGUGACAUUGUCACACAUACCGAUCCGAACAUGUACGUGACUGUCCUCUUCACGCAGACGUGACACCAACAAUCACAGAAGUGACAACCCACCAUUAUCUUCGUCACUGUCAUAUCUCAUGAACGCCACUGUCCACUUUCUGUGGAAAAAACUCUGAUGCCGCGUUAAGCAAUAUUCACUCAUUCAUUGUACGCCCUCACAGACUUGACUACCCAUCCUCACAGACGUGACACCCACCCUUACAGACGUGACACCCACCCUUACAGACGUGACACCCACCCUC